AUGGAGCGUGAAACCCCCAUCCUACAUCCUCCCAACGACACCACCAGCUCAGCUCUGAUGACUUCCAUUGAUGCUCCCACUACUUUAAACACACACUUCCCUGUUCUAUCCGCAACUUUAGAACUGCAGCCAUGUUACCAGGCGGGACUGCGUAAAGGCAUUGUUGAAGAUUGGAGGGUCGAAGGAGGCCCUCGGGUCGACAGCUUACCCCCCUUUUACCGUCAACUCCACUUUGGAGAUCGCCUCUUUUACGCCAGGCGAGGGACGGAGGGAAGGACCGGGAAAACCUCCAAGAUGACGGGCAGCAGCACCCCAGCGGACAUGAUAAAUCUGCGCCUUAUUUUAGUCAGCGGGAAGACGGAAGAAUUCCUCUUCUCUCCCAACGACUCGGCAGCAGACAUCGCCAAACAUGUUUAUGACAACUGGCCGAUGGACUGGGAGGAGGAGCAGGUCAGCAGUCCUAACAUCCUGAGGCUCAUCUACCAGGGACGCUUUCUACACGGCAACGUAACACUAGGAGCUCUCAAGCUGCCCCUGGGGAAGACCACAGUGAUGCAUUUAGUUGCCAGAGAGACUUUGCCUGAGCCAAAUUCCCAAGGUCAAAGGAAUAGAGAGAAGACCGGGGAGAGUAACUGCUGUGUCAUUCUGUAA
Molecule: messenger RNA, 651 nt
Organism: Menidia menidia (Atlantic silverside)
Lineage: Eukaryota; Metazoa; Chordata; Actinopteri; Atheriniformes; Atherinopsidae
Source: the annotation of a GenBank genome assembly